This is a messenger RNA of Arctia plantaginis, 1473 nucleotides long. Lineage: Eukaryota; Metazoa; Arthropoda; Insecta; Lepidoptera; Erebidae. The record is from the annotation of a GenBank genome assembly.
AUGGAACUGAACCAAAUAAAGGAAGAAGUGACGGAGAAGAAUGAGAAAGAUAAAUUAAUAAAUGCAAUAGGAGAACUGGGAAAAUGGCAAGUGCUGAUGCUCAUGUUGGUGGUUUGGCCAACAAAGAUAUCAGCGGGGUGGCAACAAUUGGGCAUUAUAUUUAUAGCACCAACAACAAAGUUUAUGUGCACAGACACCAACUUAACGGAGAAAGUGGAGAUGUCGAAGUGUUACGAUGACUGUGCGAAUUAUGAGUACCAUACAGAGUUCGGCAACACGAUAAUAUCGCAAUGGGAGUUGAUCUGCGACAGAGCAUGGAUGGCGCACUUCACUCAAACUGUUAACAUGUUUGGUGUUCUGGUGGGCAGUGUGUUCUUUGGAUUCGUUGCUGAUAGGUAUGGACGUCGACCGGCAUUAUUGACAGCAUGCGUGCUGCAGUUAAUUACGACUAUGGCCGAAGCCUUUUGUCCAACAUAUUGGAUAUUUACAGGCGUGCGUUUCUUCCUUGGGACUUCAACAGCAGGCACUUUGUUAUGUGCUUUUAUUUUCAUCAUAGAAAUCACUGGGCCAAGACAUAGGGAGUUAAUUGCAUGCCUCAGCGCUAUUCCAUUGUCCAUAGGCGAGAUGACAAUGCCAAUAUUUGCGUACUUCUUAAGAACGUAUGACAUGUUCUGUUUGGGUGUAGCGAUUCCAAAUUUGCUGUAUCUAGUGUAUUUUUUCAUUAUGCCAGAGUCACCAAAAUGGCUAAUUACAACAGGAAGGUUAGAGGAAGCAAGUAUGGUGAUGACACAGGCGGCGCAAUGGAACAAUCUGCCAACAGAAAAUAUGUUGGACGUAGUCAAAAGUAUCGCAGCUGAUAAUGUCAACUCAAAUGACAAAAAACAAAGCAAGGCAACAUACAUGGACCUGGUAAAGACAAAAGCUCUGAAGCUGAACAGUAUCUGCUCGUGCACUAUCUGGUUUACACUUGGUAUAACUUUCUAUGGAAGCAACCAAUACAUAGGAGAAACUAGCUCAAAUAUAUUUAUCAGUAUAUUUUUGGCUGGAUUGUUGCAAAUUCCGGGAUUGAUACUGGCAUCUGUCCUCUGUAAGUAUAUUGGCAGACGGAUAACUUUAAUCAGUUUAUUUCUCAUUUGUGCGUUGAGUAAUGCCGUACUCGCAGUUCCUAAUGACUGGUUCUACCUCAGAUUAGUUGUGGGUACCAUAGCUGUCAGCUGUGCUUCAGGUUGUUUUUCUUCUAUAUACAUGUUCACUUCUGAGCUGUUUCCAACGGUAGCCCGCAACAUGGCAAUGGGAGCUUCAUCUAUGGUGUCCAGAAUAGGAUCAAUGAUAGCUCCAUUCGUAGCUGGACUAAACAUUGUAGCUCCAUGGCUGCCUCCAGCUGCUUUUGCUUGUAUACCAUUAUUGGCUGCGAUUGCGUGUUACUUGCUUCCAGAAACACGGGGGAAUAAACUUUCUGAUCAUUUGGCCUAG